Molecule: messenger RNA, 1065 nt
Organism: Capsicum annuum
Lineage: Eukaryota; Viridiplantae; Streptophyta; Magnoliopsida; Solanales; Solanaceae
Product: homeobox-leucine zipper protein HAT22
Biological process (GO): regulation of DNA-templated transcription
Molecular function (GO): DNA-binding transcription factor activity, RNA polymerase II-specific; sequence-specific DNA binding
Source: RefSeq, marked provisional
AUGGGUUUUGAUGAUAUUUGCAACACUGGCCUGGUUCUAGGAUUAGGCUUUUCCUCAACAACCGAUCAAAAAUCAACAAAAAUAACACCACUAGCAAGCAAAGGACCAGCAUCUCUUACGUUUGAACCUUCACUAACUCUAAGCCUAAUUUCUGGUGAUCGUACCUAUGAGCAACAAGCUACAAAGAAGGUUAACGUUACGAAGCCAUCGAACGAUCAUCAAUCGGCUGAUUUGUACAGACAAGAUAGUGCUGCUUCUUCCUAUUCAAAUGCUAGUGUGAAAAGGGAGAGAGAUGUUGGUAGUGAAGAGACAACUACAGAGGUAGAAAGAGUUUCCUCCAGAGUUAUUAGCGAUGAAGAUGAUGAUGGCUCUAACGCUAGGAAGAAACUUAGGCUCACUAAAGCACAAUCCGCCCUUUUAGAGGAAAGCUUCAAGCUACACAGCACUCUCAAUCCUAAGCAAAAACAGGAUUUAGCCAUGGAACUUAGUCUAAGGCCUCGCCAAGUUGAAGUUUGGUUCCAGAACAGAAGAGCCAGAACAAAGCUGAAGCAAACAGAGGUAGACUGUGAAUUCCUGAAAAAAUGCUGUGAGACACUGACAGAAGAAAACAGGAGGCUUCACAAAGAGCUACAAGAACUAAAGGCACUAAAAAUAGCACAACCUUUGUACAUGCAAUUGCCGGCGGCAACCUUAACUAUGUGUCCUUCAUGCGAAAGGAUCGGCGGCGGUGUCGGAGAAAAUCCAUCGAAAAAUCCUUUUACUAUUGCUCAGAAGCCUCACUUCUACAGUCCAUUUAAUAAUCCAUCAGCAGCUUGUUAAUUAGAAGUCAUAUAUAUAUGAAUAUCAGUAGUAUUAUGUUUUAGACAAAUCUGCCAAACCCGCCACUUUUUUUGGUUAAGGGCUUGUAUGGAAAAAAUCAAAAUGACUAGUGCAGUUGUAUGUGUAGAAUUAGAAUUAAGGUCACUAAUCAAUCUUUUUUUAUUUGUUUCUUUAUGGUCCAUAUUAUAAGUCUGUAAAUCAUGAAGGAAAUAUAUAUAUAUAUAUAUACAUAUAUGGAUGGGUUUU